Messenger RNA from Trichomonas vaginalis G3, 564 nucleotides. Its product is annotated as proteasome regulatory particle assembly. The record is from RefSeq and is a predicted model, not a curated record. The coding region runs from base 1 to 564 and encodes 187 amino acids. NCBI's taxonomy places the organism in Eukaryota, Parabasalia, Trichomonadida, Trichomonadidae. Gene Ontology annotation, molecular function: protein binding. The transcript has a single exon.
AUGAGUGUAUGUUUGAAAUACAUAAAGCCUGAUAAGGAAUGCAUGAAGAAUGCAAUUAUUUCUCAUAAUAUUGACUUUGUUUCCUUCCUGAUGACUGAAUAUGGAAUGAAAAUCGAUAUGGAAAAAUGCUGUUUAUAUCAUAAUAUCCAAGCACUAUUUGUUUAUUUUGAUCAAGGAAAUGAUAUUCAAAAAUGCAUUGUUGAAGCAACCUACUAUGAUAUUUAUUUACCAUAUGAAUACUUGAUCACCCAUGGAAUAGAUUUCAAUGCAAAAGACUCUUAUGGAAGAAGUGUUAUUCACUCUGCAGCAGCAAACGGUCGUGAGCAAAUAAUAGAGAUCCUCUUAUCCCAUGGAAUUGAUAUCAACUCUAAAGAUGAAAGAGGAAAAACUGCUCUCCAUUAUGCUGCAAUGUUUAAUCGAAAAGAAACCGCCGAAUUCCUUCUUGCCCACGGUGCAGAAAUCAAUGAAAAGGACGAUAAUGGCUAUACACCCCUUUAUUUGGCAUAUGAAUACAAUAGUAGAGAUGUUAGAAGAUUCCUUAUUUCUAAUGAUGCAAUUGAAUAA